This is a messenger RNA of Condylura cristata (star-nosed mole), 4946 nucleotides long. It is a transcript of the gene TICRR, whose product is annotated as TOPBP1-interacting checkpoint and replication regulator. Gene Ontology annotation, biological process: mitotic G2 DNA damage checkpoint signaling; regulation of DNA-templated DNA replication initiation; DNA replication. Gene Ontology annotation, cellular component: nucleus. Lineage: Eukaryota; Metazoa; Chordata; Mammalia; Eulipotyphla; Talpidae. The transcript has 23 exons. Gene Ontology annotation, molecular function: chromatin binding. The record is from RefSeq and is a predicted model, not a curated record. The coding region runs from base 1 to 4755 and encodes 1584 amino acids.
AUGGACUCGCUGCUGCCCAGGAGGGUCCAGGAGGUCAUGACCGCGCGCAGGAUCACCCUGUACUGGGUGGACACCACCGAGCAGGCCCGGUUGUGGGAAUCCCCAGACCACCUGGGCUACUGGACAGUGUGUGAACUGCUGCACCACGUGGGGGGCACCGUCUUGCCGUCUGAGACCUUCAGCCAGAAUUCUGCCCGAGCCCGAGGGCCCCCGCGCGGCAGUGGCCGGGAGCCGCCAGGUGAGCGUGCCCUCGCUGACUGGCUUUCGGCCCUGCCGGCGGACUCCACAUUAAACCGUUUGCUCCAUCGGUCGCCCGAGUAUGAAGCUGCGUUUCCUCGGAUGGAAGGAACGUUAGUUCUCCCCGUCGCAGGCGAGGAGAGCCGCGAGGUGUGGACAGUCCUCCUGGAGCCGUUGGCCAUGCAGCAGAGGCAUUUUGAAAGGCCAGUGAAGAUGUUCCUCCAGGGCACGGUGGCCCGGUGGUCCCCCCCAGCCAGCAGCUCCGUGGCCACUGACAGCUGGGUGCUGCUCGGCCUGGGUGGGGGCUCGGGACUGUGCCCGCAGCUGGUGAGCAGGCUGACGGCGGAGGACGUGCAUCUGGUCGUCAGCGUGGACCCUGGCGAGGGCCGGCCCGCCAGCACGGGCGUCAUUUCCCCGGUCUCGGUCAACGCCGCACUUCUCACUGUGUUCCGCCCCCGGGAGGCCCAGCUCCACGGACUCGCGCUCCACACGGAGCGGGCGGAGAGCGCCCGGGAUGCAGCCUCCCGGGCCUCCGAGGUCUCGGAAGACGUGUUGCGUCACAUUCACAGUUCCCCUGAAGGUCCCGCGGCUUCCGCGCCUCCCGUGCCCGAGUGGGCGCAGCAGGAGCUGGGCCGCAGCGCGCGCUGGAGCCCGGCCGUGCUGGAGAGCUGGUUCCCCCGCUCCGACCUCAGCGGCGCCAGCGCAGGCCUGAUGGAGUCGUUCUGGUUACUGCAGGCUGCCUCGUCUGACAAGGAGGAGCCCUCCCCUGUGGAAAGCGAGUUCACACGCUGCCUGUCUGAGCACUACCAGCGCAGGUCUCGGGAAGAGCCGGCGGCGGCCAGGCAGGAGGACGGCAGGAGGAAACGAGCCGUCCCUCGCACUCCAGUGAGGCAGAAGAUGAACACCAUGUGCCGUUCCUUAAAGAUGCUGAAUGUCGCCAGGCUGAACGUAAAGGCUCAGAAGUCGCAUCCCGACGGCAGUCCAGAGGCCACUGGGGAGAAGGGUCCCCAGAAGGUGGCCGGUGCAAGGGCAGCCGAGAGAGUGGACAGCAGAGGAAGGGUGCUGAGGAGCUCCAGAGCCAAAGAAUUUAAGACCGAGGAGGAGCUACUGUCUUACCUACAGGAAAGUUACCAAAGGGCUGUGUCCUCGGGGGAAGUGGCGCUGUGCGCGUGCGCGCAGAGCUUGGUCUCCGCCGUUGCAGCAUUCGUCAGGUCCACGGGCACCCAGGAAGUAGAAGUGCGCUGCCAGAAGCAAAUCAAAAAGACCCUCUUAAAGACCAGCACGAGUCUUCGGCAGAACAUAGGGAAGAGCCCGGCUAGAGGAGACCAAGUCCGAGAGUGCCAGCUCCAGGUGCUCCUCCGCCUGGAGAUGUGUCUGCAGUGCCCUGCAGCACAGGGACGCGCUGGCGACGCGGAGUGCGUGGUGGAGGAGGUGGCCGCCCUGCUGCGCAUCGUGUGCCUGACAGAGGACUUGGCGUCCAUGGCCGGCUUUCUGGAGGAGGUUUUGGGAUUGUACAUCGACGCCAUCCCAAAGAUGCUUGGAGAGCUUUACGACAGCCUGGGUCUGGCGAUCCCUCAGAAGCUGGCCAGUGUCCUUCCUGCUGAUUUCUUUGGUGAUGACUCCCUGACCCAGCAGAGCAAGUCGCCGCUUCUUUCCGAAGCGCUCCCGUCACACGCUGGCCCAUCAGCGCCGGCUGGCGCCGAGUCCGACCAGCUGGAGGAGCUGCGCACUAGGUCGGCUCAGAAGAGAAGGAAAAAUGCAUUGAUAAGACAUAAAAGCAUUGCAGACGUUUCUCAGAAUCUUCGACAAAUCGAAAUUCCCAAAGUACCCAAGAGAGCCACAAAAGCCGAGAACCGCCACCCUGCUCUUCAGCAAGCUCCGCUCCCCGGGAAGGAAACGGGGCAAGAAGUGACCAAGGUUCGAAGGAAUCUCUUCAACGAGGAAACGAUGUCUCCUUCGAAGAGACCACCGAAGCAGGGCUUGCUGAGAAGCCAGUCCGUGUCCGCUGUGGAAGGGCUGCGGUGCAAGCCUGGCCACGGCAAGACGACCAAAGGCGACCACAGGCUGCUGACCAAGAGUGUGGCCGAGACCCCUGUGCACAAGCAGGUGACCCGGAGGCUGCUUCACAGGCAGAUCCAGGGCAGGUCCUCUGAUCCAGGGCCUGAGACUGACGUGGUUGAGGAGUCCCCAGAGAAAGGAGACCACGAAUUAGGUCUGAGACGAAGCCCUCGAAUCAAGCAGUUGUCGAUCAGCAGGACCAGCUCUGGCUCCUUCUACUCCGUGUCCCAGCCCAAGUCACGCAGUGUGCAGAGAGCUCGCGCCUCGCUCCGGGGCAAGUCAGGACAAAGAGAAAACUCUCCAGUUCAAAGUAUUCAGUCUCCCAAGAGGCUUUUUUUUGGGGCAGUGUCUGAGGCGAUCAGUCCUUCAGAGAAGGGCUCAGCCCGAAUGAAGAGGCCUUCAGAAAACGCGCCUGUGUCUGAGAGGCCUACGGCUUAUCAGACACCAAAGAAGACGUCCCGAAAAUCUCCAGGCUCUUCCAAAGCAACACCGAGAAGGUUCCCUUGUCCGCCACAGAGCCCCCAGCGCACCCCUGAGAGGCCUCAGAGCCCCCCUACGGAGGCGACCCCCGCCAGAUGCGCUCUUAGAACACCCCCAAGGGCAGCCUCCUCGGGGCGGGGCCCAGCCUGCACAGGCGCACCUCCGAGCCAGAGGCACCCGCACCCCCCUGCGCCUGGGGCGGCUCGGGCAGAGGAGCCAGCAGGGAAAUCAGAGGACGGGGGUGUCGGCACCCCACAGAGACCAGGAGACACAGCUCUGACUUCCUUACCUGCUUCCCCAAGGAAUCCUCUGGGUGAUGUUUCUCAGAAGAGCCCAUACAGGGGGUCGGCAGCAUCCCCUGCCCCCAGAGACCUGGCUGGGAAGGGGCCCCACCCAGCAGCCAGCGUGGCCACAUCGUGCUCCUGUCCCGUACCCCUCACUCCUCCCAGGACCUCCCAGAACGCUAAAUCUGACAGCUUCUCCCCUCGGCCCCCGUCUGAAGUCGGGACAAGGGACAGACAGCUGCCUGAGCCUGCGGGAAGGUUCCAGGAGCUCUCCCCAGGCUCCCCCGCUGCUCCUGGGGUUGCCGUGACCAGCAGCCCAGCUGCUGCAGCAGGUGCCGCAGAGGCCCCAGCGGAAGCUGGCCCCUCGCCUCGGCCAGCCCAGGAGAGGCCCAGCCCCUCUGGGUCCGGCUCCGGGAGCCGGAGGCCUUCGCCUUCCCCUCUGCCCGCUGUCAGCACCAUGGAGCCGCUCGCGCUCCUGGAUGAAGCCGAGCGCGGGGACCAGGACAGCUUCGCAGGGAGUCCUUCGCCGGCGGGGAGCCAGGGGCCCGGCGCGGACAUUGUUGAUGCAGAGACAUCUCUGUCCCAGCAAGGGAGUCCUCCCUCGCCUCGCUGGGGGCCCAGCUCCCCGCGGACGCCCUCCUGUGCCCUGCAUGGGGCCUCGGACAGAAGGUGGUGCCAGGCUGCCUCGCCGCCAGGGGGCCUGCAGGCCGCGGCGUCCAGAGCACCCAGCAGCUCGCGCACCUACGAGGUGGAGCUGCAGGUGCGGGCGUCCGGCCUCCCCACGCUGCGCAUUAAGAAGGUGGAGCCCGGCUCCGCGUCAGAAGCCGAGCCCCCAGGAAGCGGGGAGAGCGCCACAGGAGAGGAGGGCGCCGGGCCUGGCGCCCCCAGGGACAGUAGCAAGCUCUCCAGCAAACCCGAACCCACCUACCUGUCACCCCCCUGCCUUCAGCCCUUGCACAGCACCCCCGGCAAAGGCGGGGGCCAAACCUACAUCUGCCAGUCCUGUACAAACACCUGCUGCCCCACCAGUACCCCCUCACCAUUCCAAACAGACGGGGUUCCUUGGAGCCCGUCUCCCAAGCGCAGCGGGAAGACCACCCCGGACCCGAUCAGAGACUGGCCCCGGAGAAAAAGGGCGGGGGGCGCAGCACUGCUCCCCUCAGAGGGGAAGGGGCCAGACCUUGAGUCCAGUGCCAGCAGGACCCCCAUCUUGGGGGAUUUUGAGUUCGAGGGUGUGUGCCAGCUGCCAGAGCAGUCCCCUCCUUGGGACGGCCUGCCCAGGGCUGAGGAAGCCACCUGGGGCCAGGUUGGGUUGGGCUCCAGGAAGAGGCUCCUUUGCGCCAGGGAGGAAGCAGAGUGCCCGGCCAAAAGGGCGUGCGGCAGCCAGAGAGAGGGCCUGGACGCUCACAAACGUGAGGACGGCCCCCCCGCGCCUGUCCUGGACGACGCAGUGUUUGCUUCAGGUUGCACCCCACCCCCUGGCUGCACCGUGCGCAGUGGCCUGUCUGCCAGUGGGCUCCAGGCUCUGACCCAGUCGCCGCUGCUGUUCCAGGGGAAAACGCCCACCCGGCAUGCAGACGGCGCAGAUGCAGACGUGGAUGCCUUCCCGCCUGAAGCGGAGUCGCCCUUCAGCCGAGCCUUCUCCAGGACGCGCCCCGUCGGCCGGACUUACACGCGGAAGAAGCUCAUCAGCUAGCAGGAUCCGUGGGCUCUAGGUGCACACACUAAGGCUCGGAGGCCUGCUGUGGGGUCCCCGCGGGCCGCCCCGAGGCAGGGAUGCCCGGGAGCUGGGCAAGCACUGAAGACAAGUUGGCCAGGUCCCCCUGGACAUGAAGAAACUGGGGGCCUGGCCCCAGGCUUCAUUCACCGCAGAGGCUUCGGGGUACC